This is a messenger RNA of Penicillium odoratum, 426 nucleotides long. Its product is annotated as phosphatase YCH1. The record is from RefSeq and is a predicted model, not a curated record. Bases 1 to 426 code for a protein of 141 amino acids. Gene Ontology annotation, cellular component: cytoplasm; nucleus. Gene Ontology annotation, molecular function: protein tyrosine phosphatase activity. Lineage: Eukaryota; Fungi; Ascomycota; Eurotiomycetes; Eurotiales; Aspergillaceae. The transcript has 2 exons.
AUGUCUUCUCUCAAUAUCGCGACUCUGCCGCGCAUUGAUCGGGAUGCCCUAGCCGCGCUCCUUCAAGCCGGGCCCGGCCCCGCCAAGCUAGCAAUCAUCGACGUCCGUGAUUCAGACCACGUCGGCGGUCACAUCCGCUCAUCAACUUGGGUCCCCAGUUCCUCUCUUGAUGUCCGCAUGCCGGAGCUUGUACGAACUCUUAAGGAUACCGAGAAGGUCGUCUUUCACUGCGCACUUAGCCAGCAGCGUGGCCCCUCCGCUGCUCUGCGUUAUGCACGUGAGCGUGAGAGCGCCCUUGGCACAGAAGAGAGUCAGAAACAACAAAUUUGUGUUCUCGUGGGCGGCUUUCUGGAGUGGCAGGACAAGUAUGGCAAGGAUGAGACCCUGACAGAGUCCUAUGUGGAAGAUAUCUGGCAGGAUUACUAG